AUGCCUUCUACCAAACUUCCCAUAACGGCGCAGGCAUUCAUGGACGCUUACAAAAGCUGGGAUUUGGAAAAGCUAAUGUCGUUGAGGUCGGCAGAUUGCGUUCAACGCAUCUUCCCUCAAAACCUGCCAGUACCGGCUAGAAAUAAUGACGACUUCCGCGAGUAUUUCCAAUCCAUCCAGUCUAUUUUCAAGGAUUGGGAGACAGAGACUCUGGAAACCAUUGUUGAUGCAGCCGCGCACAAGGUCGUCAUCCACGGGAUCUGCAAAGCAAGCACGAUUAUCGGCCCUUUCACCAAUGAAGUCAUGUUCGUUCUCAAAAUGACGGAGGACGAUGCAUUGAUUAAGGAUAUCAAGGAAUUCGUCGACAGCGCUGCCUCGCGGGACUUCUUCAUCCGGUUGAGGGAAACGCAGAAUCGGGAAUCUUGA
Molecule: messenger RNA, 426 nt
Organism: Neoarthrinium moseri
Lineage: Eukaryota; Fungi; Ascomycota; Sordariomycetes; Amphisphaeriales; Apiosporaceae
Exons: 1
Coding region: 1-426 (141 amino acids)
Source: RefSeq, a predicted model, not a curated record